Messenger RNA from Neodiprion fabricii, 1677 nucleotides. RefSeq lists its product as uncharacterized. Bases 188 to 1246 code for a protein of 352 amino acids. Gene Ontology annotation, molecular function: methyltransferase activity. NCBI's taxonomy places the organism in Eukaryota, Metazoa, Arthropoda, Insecta, Hymenoptera, Diprionidae. The transcript is spliced from 5 exons. The record is from RefSeq and is a predicted model, not a curated record.
CCCGCUCACGCGGUCUAUUCUUAGAUGUCUAUGGUUAAUCGUAACGAACCUAGUGGCGACUGGUGAACUAUCAAUAUGUCUUCGUUACAAGUCACCAUGGAUUACUCCGUGUCUGUCACUGAAAGCCACUGAAAGCUCUAUCCGGUUCCAGUUGGGUUAGGUUGUAAUCGUCGAGGAGCAUGUGUGGAUGUCUGUAACAACUGAAGAUAUCUUCAAAAUGUCUAACUUUAAACUUCACCUUACGCUCGAAGAAGCGGAAACUGAAUUUUCUUGUCUGAUGGCAAAAAUCGACCCCGCAGAGUAUAAUUCCUUCUUAACAUUCAUCAAGAAACAUUGGAUUCUACCGGAUUUAGCCAGGGGUUUCAAUACGAUAGGAUUAGAGAAAUUUAAAUUAAGUACAGAAGAUUUCGAUUCAAAAGAAUAUAUAUUGGAUGAUCCUGUUGCUAUAUUAAAUAGUAUUGCCCAGGACAUCAAAGAAAGAAUACCAUUUGACGCUACGCUUCCUUCAGAGAACAUAAUAUCCCCAAAGUCUGGAGAGAAUUCUGAUUGCGAUCCAAAGAUAACAUUGCAUGUCGAUGAAUUUCUGUACACUGAUGACGAUGUGGAUGAAUUGGUUGAAGCUGGAAAAUUGAAUAGAUACUUUUGCCAAAGCUGUGGUUCUAAAAACGUGAAACCAUUCAUUUAUAUAUCACAUUCGAUGUCUAAGGAUGGUCUCUAUCACAUAUUUAACAAUAUGCUACCUGCACUUGAAGGUAAAACUGUAUUAGACGUGGGAUCUAGACUGGGUGCUGUUUUGUAUGGAGCGUACGUGUACACAGAUGCGCGUAAAAUAAUUGGUGUUGAAAUGAAUGAGGAAUUUUGUAAACUACAGUCAGACAUUAUUCGUAAGUAUGAGAUGGACAAACGGGUAGAAAUAAUGCAUAAUAGAAUUGAGGAUACCGAAGAUGUGGUAAGGACCAGUGAUGUGGUCAUCCUAAAUAACGUCUUUGAGUUUUAUCUGUCAGAAGCAGCGCAAAUAAAAAUUUGGAACUUCCUUAGAAGUAAUAUAAAAAAAGGCGCGUUGAUAGUAACUCAACCACGUAUCGAAACUACAUUCUCCCAGCUGGACACUGGUAUCCAAGUUGACUCGUGGGUUAGACCUAUUCAAUCAAACGCAAGCACGUCAGAGGAUUUCCAGUUCUUUGCAAGCGAUAAAAAUGACGUCAACAGCACAUUUACCGAAAUUGCAUGCUACGAAGUUUUGUAAAAUUUUUGAUCAGGUUGGGAGUAACGUUCCUGGCAAGAUGGAUAUUUUAUGUUCGUAGUAUGUAAUAUGCCUUGAAUUUUAACGAGCCUAAAAAUGUCUUAUAAAUCAAGGAAAAAGCUUGCUUAACUUUUAAACUACUCGGGUAUCCUCGUCCAGAACCAUUUCUCGGUAAUCCGGUUCAGAUGAUUUGCUAUCGCUUUGACGUAUGAGUCGUGUUACAAAAUAUUAAAUUUUUUCCUGUAUAUAUGUUUACGUGUCGCAAAUAUCCCGUACGCGCCUUACUUCUUGAAAGAUUUAAUGUGCCAAUCCAAAGAGGAUUGCGUAUUACAUGUUGCAUACAUAUACGCCUUUGCAAUGCAUGUACCAUGUAUGGGCGUUAAUUUAUUUGGAAAGAUAUUAGCGGUUCCAAACCCGAUGACUAGUAACAAAAA